This is a messenger RNA of Dibothriocephalus latus, 219 nucleotides long. The record is from the annotation of a GenBank genome assembly. NCBI's taxonomy places the organism in Eukaryota, Metazoa, Platyhelminthes, Cestoda, Diphyllobothriidea, Diphyllobothriidae.
AUGAGUGGUGCAGCUACCGUGGUCAUCAACGGUGAAGAUAAGGGCAACGACGACGGUAGGCUGACGGGCGACUUCACUUUUGUCAGUGCAGACGACGUCUCGGCCAGUCUCUUGGGUUUCCUCUCACCCCCCUCGGCCACUCUGCCGUCCGCCAGAGGUCUCUGCCCUAGUUCAGCCGCGCUGCCCGUCACACCUACGCUCGAGCGAUCGACAACGGCC